Messenger RNA from Salvia splendens (bonfire salvia), 1289 nucleotides. RefSeq lists its product as uncharacterized. Lineage: Eukaryota; Viridiplantae; Streptophyta; Magnoliopsida; Lamiales; Lamiaceae. Bases 117 to 800 code for a protein of 227 amino acids. The record is from RefSeq and is a predicted model, not a curated record. The transcript has 3 exons.
UAUCGUCCGUCUAAAAACUACUCCUAUUAAUUAAUUAUUCAAUCGGAACGCAUUUUCUCUCUGUACAUUAAUCUGAUCUUCCUGCAGAGUUCAUUGAAUUUUGUAAUCCAGGGUAAAUGGAGGGUGGAAUUACGGCGGAGGAAUUGUCGACUAUCGGCGGCAUAGCCACCGUCUCGCUGCUGCACUCCUUCAUCCCCACUCACUGGCUCCCGUUUUCUAUUGUCGGCCGCGCUCAGAAAUGGACGCUUUCUCGAACUCUUCUCGUUACUGCAUUUGGGGCAGUCUUGCAUGUCCUAUCCACUUCACUGCUUGGCAUAACUGCAAUCACCAUAACAAACACUAUAGCCGGAGAGGAAACUGUGCAUAAACUUGCAUCUUUGUUACUCAUUUUUCUUGGUGGUGGUUACAUCGCGUUGUUUCUAACUGGAAAGGGUGGUCAUAGCCAUUCUCACAAUCAACCUAUGGAAAAAAUGGCUGUUGCCGGUCUUGUUCUUGUCCCUGCAUUGUCUCCUUGUGCAACCACUCUUCCAGUAUUUCUUGCUGUUGGAAACUCAUCCUCUAUGAUGGUGCUUGCUAUUAUAGUUCUAUUAAUCAGCACGAUAACUGUAAUGACGUCUCUAGUGGCCCUCUCAUUCUAUGGUGCAAGUCAGCUCAAGUUCCACUGGGUCGAGCGCUAUGACAAGCUUCUUGUAGGAUCAGUUCUAUGUUUAGUUGGAGUUCUGACCCUUAUUUUCCAUGAUCAUGAUGGAGACGCCGGUUCAACCACAGAGCAUUUGCAUCGGAAGAUAAUCUCAUUGUAAGCAUGGAAACAGAUGUGUUCUGUGUUUCUAAAGUUUUAAGGUAUGAAGAUUACAACUGAUGAUGCAACAUAGUAAGGACUGUAAAACAUCUGUCUUGUUCAAUUGGAAAGCUCUGUGUUCCAUUAGCUAUAUUCGAAGUUCUUGCUGUCUUGAUCUUCAUCGUUCGGCCUCAGUGUUGCUGCAUUCCAUCCUUGCAUCGUGUUUUAAUGUGCAGCGUCAGCGAUGGUCAAUCGUGUGAGUUGUGGCUUACUUCAUGUAACCUUCUUCUUUCAAUUUUAUGUUAAUAAGACCUGUAAGUUUGUAACUUUAGAUAUGAUGCAAAAGAUAGUGCUGUAAAGAUUUCUAGCGAUGCGAGUAAGUAGUGAUUACGCUUUACUGGACUUUCAAUCACCAUAAUCAUGUAAUCACUUUUUUAUCGUCUAACUUUGGAUUGUAAAAUGACCUCCAGAAUUCAUAUUAAUAGUUUUUUUCUAUAAAUUUAUCCUGAUA